Molecule: messenger RNA, 1083 nt
Organism: Fusarium poae
Lineage: Eukaryota; Fungi; Ascomycota; Sordariomycetes; Hypocreales; Nectriaceae
Exons: 9
Coding region: 1-1083 (360 amino acids)
Molecular function (GO): methyltransferase activity
Source: RefSeq, a predicted model, not a curated record
AUGUCUCAAACCGCUGAGCCGACAAAUCAAGACAGGGAAAUGAAUACAUCAAAUGCGCCCCAGCCCGCUGCAUCCGUUGCUUUCCCAGAGCCGCAGCACUGGGCACGGAUGGGUGAGACGGCCGAGGCGAACAACGACGAGCUUGACAUUGCCGAGGAGUCUGACGGUGAUUCAACUUCAGCGUCUAUCACCUCCAGUAUCGUCGAGUAUCGAACCAUUCAUGGACGCACUUAUCAUAGUGAGCAGGGGAAUGCUCAAUAUUGGGGAUCAAACGACGAGCAACAAAAAGAUUUGAUGGACCUUACCCAUCAUAUCCUCACACUUGGGCUAGGCGAUAAGCUCCACCUGGCUCCUCUAGUAAAGGACGAUGUCAAAAAAGUAAUUGAUAUCGGGACUGGAACAGGCAUAUGGGCUAUUGACUUUGCCGAUCAGUAUCCCAAAGCCGAUAUCACUGGAACCGAUCUGUCACCAAUCCAGCCUUCUUGGAUCCCACCCAACCUUCAAUUCAUAAUCGAGGACUGUACACGCGAAUGGACCUUCAAGUCUGGCUCUGCCGACUACAUCCACGCCAGAUGGUUAAUGGGGAGUAUUGGGAAUUGGGACUCCUUCUUCGCCGAGGCAUUUAGGGUGUCCAAACCUGGAGGCUGGGUAGAGAGCCAUGAAGCUGCGUCUACUAUCAGCAGUGAUGACAACACAGUCCCAGCUGAUUCAGCUAUGGGCCACUGGGGCAAGUUUUUCAUUGAAGGUAGUAAGAAGAUUGGAACGAGCUUCACAGUAGUCGAGGACGGUACACAGAGAAAAGCUAUGGAAAAGGCAGGAUUCAUCAACAUCCAGGACUUCGACUUUAGAAACCCGAUUGGCAACUGGCCCGAUGACCCCAUUGAAAAGCAGAUGGGUUCCUAUACUAAGCACGGUCUUGAGACUGAUAGCGAGGGCUUCGUUCUGUUCAUGGCUCAUACUCUGGGUUGGAGUAGGGAGGACAUCCUUGCCUAUCUUGGGCAAUUCAGACGCGAAAUUCGGUCUGGUAAAUAUCAUGGAUAUUUCGCGCAAAAGGUCGUCUGGGGUCAGAAGCCUAGUCAAUGA